Exaiptasia diaphana is the source of this 1029-nucleotide messenger RNA. RefSeq names its product octopamine receptor Oamb-like. Gene Ontology annotation, molecular function: G protein-coupled receptor activity. The record is from RefSeq and is a predicted model, not a curated record. Gene Ontology annotation, biological process: adenylate cyclase-activating adrenergic receptor signaling pathway. Bases 1 to 1029 code for a protein of 342 amino acids. Lineage: Eukaryota; Metazoa; Cnidaria; Anthozoa; Actiniaria; Aiptasiidae. Gene Ontology annotation, cellular component: membrane. The transcript is spliced from 2 exons.
AUGAGUGGAUUGAAUAAUAGCAAUUUAACAGUUUUGUCGACGGAAGAGGAUGAUGAAGUCUGUAGCGAAGAGAUCUCCCCUCCGUUGAUUGCAGCAGGUAUUACGAUGCUUUCUGUAAUGAUAGUUUGUGGAAUAUUAGGAAAUUCUUUGGUUUGUAUAUCGAUGGUUAAAUGUUCGUUUCUUCGUCGUACUCUAUCCAAUUACCUGGUAGUUAGCCUGGCAUUAUCAGAUCUGCUGGUUUGUACGUCUGUCCUUCCAUUUGAUAUCAUUUACUGGAUGGAUUUCCCACAAUGGACAAUCGGUGGCUAUGCUUGUAACAUAUGGAAUUCACUGUUUUAUCUGAUGAUGACUGCGUCUGUCAUGAAUCUCGUAUUGAUAAGUGGAGAUCGUUUCAUUGCUGUUGUUUACCCSUUUCGCUAUCCCACAUGGGUGACUUACAGAGUUAUCAAGGUGCUUUUAACAAGUGUAUGGGUGUAUUCGGUAGGAGUAGGUGCAACGCUGUUCGUGUUACUGGUUCCACCUGAUGGUGACUAYUAUUCUUUUGAUUUGGGUGAAUAUGGAGAUUUCAAGUGGUAUCUAAACAUCGGCAAUGUGCUAAUACCAUUUUCUAUUAUGGUUUUACUGUACAUCAAAAUCUACGUGAUCGCACGACAUCAUUCACGACGCAUGAGCACAUCGCAAGCGAGUGACGGAAGUGUUGUUAAUAAUAGAAUUAGUGAAACYCUGCGACGUGAACUGCGCAUUGCAAAGGCUUUGGGUGUAAUAGUGCUGUGUUUCUUGCUAUGUUGGUUACCGUACGUUGUAUUGAAUUUCAUGACUCUAAAUGACUCUAUUUAUUAUGACUGCAAUAUUGAGUUAGCUGACACAGUAUUUUGUUGGCUUGCUUAUAUGAAUUCGGUAUUAAACCCUAUUUUGUAUGCUUACACGAAUCACGACUUUAGACGCGCUUUCAAGUCCAUUUUUUCCAGAUUUCUUACAAGACACCAAGUAUCAGACCAGUCUAUUAGUAACAUAGAAUCCCGCUUGUAA